ACGUACGCACACACUACACAGCACAAACAGUGCAUAACACAACACAACCGCUGGUGCAGGUAUCUGAAGAAUGACAUGAUGAUCAUUCCACUGGAGCUGUUCCCUCUGAUCGCGUCGUUCUGUGAUAUCAAUACCCUCAGAGCACUCACUGAGAGCAGCAAGGACAUACGCCGUGUUACACAUAAGCAUGAUUUAUGGACGCUGGCCUUGGAAAGAGACCGCUUUUCCUGGUGCAGCUAUUGGUUUAAGCCCGCUCUGUUGAAGUAUGCCUACGAGCACCGGGAAUCAAAAGUAGCUAUCCUGGCCGACAUUGCGUACAGACAUAAGAAAAUUCCGUUGGGGCUGUUGCAACGAAUUUGUGAUCGCAUUGGGGAGAUCAACAUGUAUGAAAUGUUGACAUACGCCAUCAUCUCCAUGGACAACACGUUCAAGAAGCUGAUGAUUGUUUACGAAGAUAUCCUGUGGAGUAUGUCGCGACGUGAGUUUGAGUUCUUUGUCCCAAGAAUCAUAGAGGAGGGUGAGGGUACAGGCUACUAUCGUAUAAAAGCUGUGCUAGAUGCCAUGAACUUGCACCGCAUCGAGGUCGACAACCACGCGCACACAGCGUAUCUGUAUGCGUGUUGCAGCUUCAGCAAGGAUUCCGCUGAGUACCUAAGCUCACUCGAUGGAUACUCUGAGCUGAAGGGCCAUGAGGAUUACCUGACUUUGUGCAAGCUAUCGUCGAACUAUAUCGAGAGUGGCUCCAUUGUAGUUCUGCGCAGUUUCUGCAAGCGCGUGGUGUCCUGGACGAAUGAAUUCAGAUUGUAUGACCACACAAAAACCCUUAUACAAGACAUUAUUGUACAUGCUCGUAAUAAUAAGCAGUACCCGCAUAUCGAGUGCAUAUUGGAUGUACUGAAGAAUUGGACACCCCCUAAGGAGACCAGUGGUGAAAUGGGCGUUGCGCUGUUAAUAACGGCUAUUGAAAAGUAUGUGAAAGUAGAAGGCCAAGAUAACUCCGAAUGGUACCGUGAAAAAACGUGAUGCAGGAUUCUGAUGCACAUCAGGAAUGAAGCUGGGGUGCGGUGUUAAGAAACUGGUGGAUGUCUCAUUUCAAUUCCAGAAAUAAAAUGAUGGU
Messenger RNA from Sphaeroforma arctica JP610, 1117 nucleotides. RefSeq lists its product as hypothetical. Lineage: Eukaryota; Ichthyosporea; Ichthyophonida. The transcript is spliced from 4 exons. The record is from RefSeq and is a predicted model, not a curated record. The coding region runs from base 76 to 1023 and encodes 315 amino acids.